Miscanthus lutarioriparius is the source of this 1260-nucleotide messenger RNA. NCBI's taxonomy places the organism in Eukaryota, Viridiplantae, Streptophyta, Magnoliopsida, Poales, Poaceae. The record is from the annotation of a GenBank genome assembly.
AUGGGGAUGGGGGCGGGGAGCGCGUGGGCGAUGGCCGCCGCGCUCGCCGUCUUGCUUCUCGUCUGCUCUGGCGCCGUCGCUGUCGCCAGGGCGCAGGACACCGAGCGGAUCGAAGGAAGCGCUGGUGAUGUGCUCGAAGAUGAUCCCGUUGGGAGGCUCAAGGUGUAUGUCUACGAGUUGCCGACCAAGUACAACAAGAAGAUGGUGGCUAAAGAUUCUCGGUGUCUCAGCCACAUGUUUGCUGCAGAGAUCUUCAUGCACCGCUUCCUAUUGUCUAGUGCGAUCCGGACUUUAAAUCCAGAAGAAGCUGAUUGGUUCUAUACUCCAGUAUACACCACAUGUGAUCUCACACCAUGGGGCCAUCCCUUGCCCUUCAAGUCUCCACGAAUAAUGAGAAGCCUUGAUUCAGUUCAUUUCAAUCGUUGGCCAUACUGGAACAGGACAGAGGGAGCAGAUCACUUCUUUGUUGUGCCACAUGACUUUGGUGCAUGCUUCCAUUACCAGGAAGAGAAGGCUAUCGAGCGAGGAGUCCUUCCAUUGCUUCGCCGUGCUACAUUGGUCCAGACUUUUGGGCAGAAAGAUCAUGUCUGCCUAAAGGAAGGCUCCAUCACCAUCCCACCAUAUGCUCCUCCUCAGAAGAUGAAAACCCACCUUGUUCCCCCAGGGACCCCUAGGUCGAUCUUUGUAUAUUUCCGUGGUUUAUUCUAUGACACUGCAAAUGAUCCUGAGGGUGGUUACUAUGCAAGGGGCGCCCGUGCAUCAGUAUGGGAGAACUUCAAGAACAACCCGCUCUUCGACAUCUCAACAGACCACCCACCAACCUACUAUGAGGACAUGCAGCGUGCCGUCUUCUGCCUGUGCCCACUGGGCUGGGCCCCAUGGAGCCCCCGUUUGGUGGAGGCGGUGGUGUUCGGCUGCAUCCCGGUGAUCAUCGCCGACGACAUUGUCCUUCCCUUUGCGGACGCAAUCCCGUGGGAGGAGAUUGGUGUCUUUGUGGUUGAGGACGACGUCCCGAAGCUGGACACCAUCCUGACAUCCAUACCGAUGGAGGUGAUCCUCCGGAAGCAGAGGCUCCUCGCGAAUCCAUCCAUGAAGCAGGCCAUGCUGUUCCCACAGCCCGCCCAGCCCGGGGACGCCUUCCACCAGAUCCUGAACGGGCUGGCGCGGAAGCUGCCACACGGCGAGGGCGUGUUCCUGAAGCCCGGGCAGAAGGUGCUGAACUGGACCGAGGGCCCCCGUGGCGACCUGAAGCCGUGGUAG